This is a messenger RNA of Trichoplusia ni (cabbage looper), 955 nucleotides long. RefSeq names its product eukaryotic translation initiation factor 3 subunit F-like (gene eIF3f1). Gene Ontology annotation, biological process: translational initiation. Gene Ontology annotation, cellular component: eukaryotic translation initiation factor 3 complex, eIF3m. NCBI's taxonomy places the organism in Eukaryota, Metazoa, Arthropoda, Insecta, Lepidoptera, Noctuidae. The record is from RefSeq and is a predicted model, not a curated record. Gene Ontology annotation, molecular function: translation initiation factor activity; translation initiation factor binding; metallopeptidase activity.
CAGCGCAAUAGGAAAAAGGUCUUGUUACCAACAUGGCGCUUAACUUAAGUGUCAAGAUUCACCCUGUAGUAUUAUUUCAAAUUGUAGAUGCUUACGAGCGCCGAAAUGCAGAUUCUCAUAGAGUCAUUGGCACUUUGUUGGGAACCAGCGACAAAGGCAUCGUGGAAGUGACAAACUGCUUUUGUGUACCACACAAGGAACAUGCGGACCAAGUGGAGGCGGAGCUCAACUAUGCCAUGGAUGUUUACGAACUAAACAGGCGUGUGAAUGCUUCUGAAAAUAUUGUGGGAUGGUGGGCCACAGGCAACGAGGUGACGAACCACUCGUCGGUGAUCCACGAGUACUACUCGCGCGAGUGCCGCGAGCCCGUGCACGUGACGCUGGACACGUCGCUGGCGGGCGCGCGCAUGGGGCUGCGCGCCUACGUGUGCGUGGCGCUGGGCGUGCCGCGCGGCAAGCAGGGCUGCAUGUUCACGCCCAUCGACGUCGGCCUCGUCUGCUACGAGCCAGAGAUCGUGGGGCUAAACCUGUGCCAGAAGACGAUGGGCGGCGGCGGGCGCUCGCGGCAGGUGCAGCCGAUGAUGGACCUGGCGCAGGUGGCCGAGGCCGCCUCAAAGCUGUCUGGCCUGCUUGACCAGGUAGUCGCCUACGUGGAAGAAGUGCUGGCGGGCGGGGGCGCAGGGGCGCAGGGGGCGGGGGGCGCGGCGGGGGGCGCGGCGGCGGGGCGCGCGCUGCUGGAGCUCGUGAACUCCGUGCCCAGCCUGGCCGCAGACACUUUCGCCGACGCCUUCGCUUCCAGUGUCAAGGACCUGCUCAUGGUGGUGACGCUGGCGCAGCUCAUCAAGACGCAGCUGCAGCUCAACGAGAAGCUGACGCUGCUGACGUCACAGUGACGUGCCGCCACACACGCAGACACACGUUUAAUUCAUCCCAUAAUAUAAUUAUAUAAAAUAUG